AUGACCGACGUUUUACAAUAAACUGUCUUUGACGUGAAACAGAACAAUAAAUGAAUUAUUCAAUAAAAACACAUUUUAUUUUCGUCAAAUUCAACUUGAAGUGUUAGAGAUUUGAGUAAAUAUUGUAAUUUGAGAAGAUGGUAAGUUUAGAUUGGAACAGGAAAAGAUAACAAUAUCUUGAGAUAUGAAUACUAACGAAAUAUAGUCGUAUUAUCAACAAGGCCCACCUCCGCAAGGCCCACCACAAGGUUACUACCAACAAGGCCCACCACAGGGAUAUUAUCAACAACAGCAACAACCAAUGUAUGUCCAGCAACAACCUCAAAAGCUGGGAGGGGGAUGUUGUUCCGCGUUCUGUGGAUGUUGUGCGGCUAUAAUCUGUUGUUGUUGUGCAGAAGAAUGUUUGGGUGCUGCUUUAGGUUAA
Messenger RNA from Debaryomyces tyrocola, 424 nucleotides. Lineage: Eukaryota; Fungi; Ascomycota; Pichiomycetes; Serinales; Debaryomycetaceae. The record is from the annotation of a GenBank genome assembly.